Rotaria socialis is the source of this 654-nucleotide messenger RNA. Lineage: Eukaryota; Metazoa; Rotifera; Eurotatoria; Philodinida; Philodinidae. The record is from the annotation of a GenBank genome assembly.
AUGACCAAGUUCAUUUCUGAUAAUGCUAAGAGUAGAGUGAAGCGAUGGUUUAAGGGCGAUGACUAUGGAGAAAUAAUUAUUGACAAUAUUUCAUGCUUUGGACUUGUGCUAGAUAACGAAGCCUCAUUAUAUGUCACUGAUCGUUACCAAGUAAUAAAAUGGCCUAGUGGUGAAGUAGUAGCUGGCAACAAUAAAGAAGGCGGUGCUCUGAAUCAACUUGCAUAUCCGUUUCAUUUAUUCGUCGAUCAAGAUCAGUCAGUUUUCGUGCCAGACGCUUCCAACUAUCGUGUGGUCAAAUGGAUGGUUGGCGUGCACGAAGGUAUGAUUGUAGCUGGCAGCCAUGGGCUAGGAGAUGAAGCAAAUCAGACGACUUGGCCUACUUCAGCAAUCGCUGAUAAAAUAUGUACUGCUUAUGUUGCUGAAUGGGGCAAUCACAGAAUCACAUAUUGGUUCAAAGACUAUAAAUCUGGCAUUGCCAUUCUUGGUGACGAAAGAGGAAAGGAAGCAUAUCAACUAGCAUUUCCAACAAGUCUGACAUUUGGUAGACAAGGAAAUUUGUAUGUGGCCGAUCUUGGUAAUAAUAGAAUUCAAAUGUUCACAAUUGACAAAAGUUCCUGUCAUGCAGGUGAAUAUAAACAUUUUUCUAGUAAUUGA